UUUUCAAAGGGACGCUCGACGGCAGGAAACGAUCCUGCGCAGCCGGCUGCCCUUCCGGGCUGACUUCGGGAGCGGAGCGAAGGUUGCCUCAGAGCCGGUGAGGCCGCGGCGGAUCAUGCUGGCUCUGCCCGCAGGGCUCCGGCUCCUGACUCGCCUCGCGUGGCCGGGGAGACCGCGAGCGGCGGCGGCGGCCUCAGAAGGAGCGGGGUUCCAGCGGGCCUUCUGCGCAGCCCCGGCGGAGGACGAAGGCAGGCCCGCCGGCCAAGGGCAGCGCCCGCCGCCGGACCGCCGGCCUCCCUUCGACCUCAGCCUCCUGGACAUUCUCGUGUGUCCUUUGUCCAAGAAGCCUCUCAGGUAUGAAGAAUCAACAAAUGAAUUGAUUAACGAAGAGCUGGGCAUUGCCUAUCCCAUCACUGACGGCAUGCCUAAUAUGAUUCCCCAGUCUGCUAGGAUGAUUGCCAAGGAGAAGCAAGAGAAGGAACCUGAACAGACCUAGAUGAGUUUCCUAUUAAAGAAGAA
Molecule: messenger RNA, 519 nt
Organism: Pogona vitticeps (central bearded dragon)
Lineage: Eukaryota; Metazoa; Chordata; Lepidosauria; Squamata; Agamidae
Gene: PYURF
Product: PIGY upstream open reading frame
Source: RefSeq, a predicted model, not a curated record